ACUUGCUGGAUUUCAGUCUCUCCUGGCUUGUGGCUGUUAAGGAAACUUCCCUGUCUCAUCAUCCAGGAGCCACUCUGGAAGUCACAUUCCCACCACCUGAGCUGGGACAAACUCCAGGGACAAGAUCCAUGGAUCCUGCUUGACUCCACACCCCUCUCACACAGUCCAAGCGGGUUUUCCAUAGUGGAGUGGAUCUGGGACACCUGGAUGCUUAAAAUAAUUCCUUAAAAUCACUUAAUCAUGAUGCAACAACAGAGUAACUGCUGGAGCUGGUGCCUCGGGGGAGGGACCCCAAACAAAGGGGGUCCCCCCCACCCCAGGCUUUUAUCCCCUCACAGUCUAAGAUGACAAUCUGGGAUGAUCAGCUCCUGCUGUGUCCCAGAAUGUCCCUCAUUGUGCCCUUUGUUAGGGAAAGGCCGGCAGUUCCCGGGCAUUGUUCUCGGCAGUGCCCAGGAUGCUCUUGCAAAUCAACCGCCCCCCGAGCUCCAGGAGAUUCAGGGAGAAUCAUCAGCUUUCCCCGGUUUUCGGGAUCACCGAGUUUCCACCCCGUUCUUCAGGGAACGCGACUAGUUCUCCAAUUUGUGCAGCUGUAGCAGCCUGGGCUCCAAGGAGUUAAGGCGCUGCCGAGUCCCAAACACUGAUAAGGAGCAGGAUAGAACAGGAUGUGGCUGGGAAGGGGGGCACGGGAGAUAGGGCAGCGCUGUUCCCGAGGCCAACCUCCUCCUCCGGGCCCGGAGACACAGCAAACCCCGCACAAGGGCGGCGUAGGAGCCAUCGGGGAGCUCGGCACAUGGGCAUCAGGACCACCGAAGCCCCUCCGACCCUUUUCCAGAAGGGGCCGGGAGGAGGGAUCGCGCACACUGCCUGAUUUGAAUGGGAAGUGGGGAAACCUGAUCCUGGGGCGGGGAAAACUUACCCGUAAAAAGGUGCCCCCACAGCGCCCAGGUGGCACCGCCGGGACCCUGGACACCCUGGACGCAGGGAUCGACGGUGGAACCGGGACUGAUUGCUGAGCUGGAGCAGCUGGGACAGCCUUGGCUCCUCUCGGUGGGGAGCUCCGUGUCCCUGGAAAUUCAGCGCCACGUUUCCCCUGGGUCACCUCAGCUCUUCCUCUGUGCCAAAACCGUGGUUUUUUCAGACGAAUUUAGGCCUGUUUAAUCCUGAAGUUGAUCAGGAACUCUCCAGCCCCCCCUCCUGGCGUGGCUUUCUCGGGAUCUGCUCCCGCGGCGAUGGUUUAUUGCGCGGCCCUGAACUGCCGGAACGCCACGAGCGGCGCCUGCAAGAACAGCUCCGUGACUUUUCACGGGUUCCCUCUGCAAAACGAGGCUCUCCUGCAGCAGUGGGUCCGGAACAUGGGCAGGGACAUGGGAACCCCCUCCAAGUACGAGCGCCUGUGCUCGGAUCACUUCGAGGAGGGCUCCUUCCAGGGGGAUCCCCUGAAAAUCCGCAGGAGACGGCGGCUGCUGAAGGAGGCUGUUCCCAACAAAUUCAUCCGGGGGCAAGAUGGGAACUGGCUCGUGGGGACACCCCAGGGCUUCUGUGAUGGGAUGAGGAAUAAAACUCGGAAGCGAAUCCGGAAUCCCGAGCACCAGAGGGUCCCUGGGGAGUGUCCCAAUGGUGCUAAGAGGCCAACUUUGGAGGACUGGCAGAAUGAAUUUUGCAAGACAAUCCUAAAGGAAAAUUACGGAUCUUUAACCAUGUUCAGAAAAGAUUAUCCUGUUCCCAAAAGCAAGAUCCCGGUGGGAGAAGCAGUGCAGGUCAAGGCUCGGCAGGGUUUGCAGGGAAGGAAGAUUCCUGCCAGCCUUAGCACAGGCCGUGGUGGUGCCAUGAUCAGAUCCCAGCAGCAGAGUGCAGAAAACACCCAAGUUCAUGGAUCAUCCUCAGGAGGAUCCCAAAACCAGCUCUGGAACGUUUCGGACAAGGGGGAAACAUCAGAGAGCCACCGGAGUUCAACAAACCAGGCAGAGCCCCCGGGAAACAGGAGAGGCAGCAGCUUCCCUGCAGGAGGACAACUUGACGAAUUCCAACAGUUCCUUUUCCGGCAGCAGGCCCACCCCAGGGCGUCCGAGGUGCCGUGGUUCAUCUGCACCGAGUGCGGGAAGAGCUUUGCCCGGCACACGUACCUGCUCCGGCACCGCAGGAUCCACUCGGUCAGGCCACACACCUGCCUGGAGUGUGGGAAGAGCUUCCCGGACAAACCCAAGCUCACCAACCACUGGAGAACCCAUUUUCACAUCAUCUACGUGCCAAAUGAUUUCCCAGGAUAGGUUUUCCCGUUCGGUUGUUGAAAAUCCCCCUCAGUCCAGGGGGGUGGUUUGUGAUCCUGUGUGGGUUACAGGGAAGCUUUGGGAUAAGGCACUUUGCCUAAAUUUAAUCAAAUUCGAGUUCCAAAGGCGUCUACUUGGUGCCAGUCUAAUAAUCAUUGAUUAGGACCUGAUUUUAAUUAGUGGCUGGAUAAUUCCUACCCUGUUCUAUCCAUCUCUUCCUGGGAGCAGGAGUUGAGAUAGAGCAGCGUUGGCUGUACCCAAAGUGGCAUCAAAAAAACCUGGUGCACCAAACAGCACGUGCUGGAGGGCACCCAAAGUAAGAGAGAAACACUGGGAGUUUACAGGGAUGAAAAACCAGGACCUGGGAAUGGGAUUCUCCCCCGGUAAAUUGAUGUUUGAAGUAACCAGUUCUGGGCAUUAUUUCCCCGUUUUCGCUGCUCUGCCAUUGCCUGUGACUGCUGAAGUAACUCUGGUUUUGGGUUCUAUUUUUAUAUUGACCCCAUGUAUUUCCUGUGGGAUGAGAUGCUGCUGUGAUUCCUGAAAUUAUG
This is a messenger RNA of Lepidothrix coronata (blue-crowned manakin), 2815 nucleotides long. RefSeq names its product zinc finger protein 436-like. Bases 1230 to 2267 code for a protein of 345 amino acids. Lineage: Eukaryota; Metazoa; Chordata; Aves; Passeriformes; Pipridae. The transcript is spliced from 5 exons. The record is from RefSeq and is a predicted model, not a curated record.